This is a messenger RNA of Parus major (Great Tit), 743 nucleotides long. It is a transcript of the gene VAMP8, whose product is annotated as vesicle associated membrane protein 8. Gene Ontology annotation, biological process: SNARE complex assembly; vesicle-mediated transport; vesicle fusion. NCBI's taxonomy places the organism in Eukaryota, Metazoa, Chordata, Aves, Passeriformes, Paridae. The transcript has 2 exons. Gene Ontology annotation, cellular component: plasma membrane; SNARE complex. The record is from RefSeq and is a predicted model, not a curated record. Gene Ontology annotation, molecular function: SNAP receptor activity; syntaxin binding. Bases 268 to 681 code for a protein of 137 amino acids.
UUCUGGGGUUCAUACGGGUGUUUGGGGUACGUGUGGGGUGCCAUUGGGUGCACGUUUGGUGUUUGGGGUGGACAUGAGGUGCCUUGUGGGUACUACAGGGGCACCUUUGGGGUACCUGUAGGGUGUAUGUGGGGUGUGGGGAGUGCUCAGGGGUGUAUAUGGGGCACCCGUGAGAUGCUGGGGUGCUCAUGGGGGGCUUGGUGGGCACCUUUGGGGUGCCUGGGGUGUCUGUAGGGUGCUGAGGGUACAUUGAGAGUGCCCCAGGGCAUGCGUGGGGUGUCUGUAGGGUGCUGUGGGGUGUUUGUGGGGUGCUGGAGGUGCCCCCCUGACCCCUGCCCCGUGCUGCAGGCGGGGGUCCCGGGGGGGGUCCCGGAGGAUGUCGCGACAGAUGCCAGCACGGGCGACGGGCGCGUGCGGGCGCUGCAGCGGGAGGUGCAGGGGGUCACCACCAUCAUGACACAGAACGUGGAGCGGAUCCUGGCGCGGGGGGAGAACCUGGAGCAGCUGCACAGCAAGAGCCAGGACCUAGAGGCCACGUCAGAGCACUUCCGCACGACGUCCCAGAAGAUGGCCCGGCGCUACUGGUGGAAGAACGUGAAGCUGCUCAUCAUCCUCGGCCUCGUGGGCGUCAUUGUCCUCAUCCUCAUCAUCCUCCUGGCCACUGGCACCAUCCCCACCUAGAGCCACUGUCCCCAUGGGGACACGGCCACCCCAGGGCCCAAAUACAGGGGAAGAACCAGCGA